Haliotis rufescens (red abalone) is the source of this 1623-nucleotide messenger RNA. RefSeq lists its product as uncharacterized. Lineage: Eukaryota; Metazoa; Mollusca; Gastropoda; Lepetellida; Haliotidae. The record is from RefSeq and is a predicted model, not a curated record. Gene Ontology annotation, biological process: DNA integration. Gene Ontology annotation, molecular function: nucleic acid binding. Bases 1 to 1623 code for a protein of 540 amino acids. The transcript is spliced from 2 exons.
AUGUAUCAAGAGGUCAAGGACCAUAUAAAGCAGAUGUUAGAUGCUAAAGUUAUCCGUCCAUCUGCUAGUCCAUAUGCCUCGCCUGUUGUCCUGGUAUGCAAACAUGACUCGAGUCUGCGCUUCUGUAUUGACUAUAGAAAAUUGAACAGUCGCACAAUUCGAGAUUCAUAUGCUCUACCAAGGAUAGAGGGUACUCUUGAUGCUUUACACGGGGCAAAAUACUUCUCUUGCCUUGACCUUAAGAGUGGAUAUUGGCAAGUCGUAGUGGAUGAGGAGCACAAGGCCCGUACUGCCUUUACUGUUGGCCCACUUGGGUUUUACGAGUGUAACUCUAUGCCCUUUGGACUGACAAAUGCUCCAGCUACUUUCCAACGCCUGAUGGAGAGGUGUACGUGCGACAUUCAUCUUCUCCAAUGCCUCAUUUAUCUCGAUGACAUCAUUGUGUUUUCUAAGACCUUUGAUGAGCAUCUUGAGAGAUUACAAGCAAUCUUUCAAAGAUUGCACAAGAACGGGCUCAAGCUAAAGCCGUCAAAAUGCCAAUUCUUGCAGACCUCCGUUAAGUACCUAGGUCACGUAAUCUCCGAGGAGGGUAUCCAAACAGACCCUGAGAAGAUUGAAGUUGCCCGUGAGUCCAUGGACAUUCAAAGUGUGUCUGCUCUCUGUAAUGGGCAACUCAUCUCAUCAUGUGCCAUGGAGACACUCUCCCUCAAUCAGGAGGUGAUGAAUUGUAUGUUGGCGGUCGAUGGUAUGGAACCUUCUGACGAUGUCGCUAGCCAACGGAUGAGAACAUAUCAGCAAGCUGAUUCCUCAAUCUGUUCGAUUUUGGACCUCAUCAGUAAUGAUACCCGUCCAACCAAGGAGGCUCCUAAAUCCAUGGACUGGGACACUGCAUCUUUUCUCAGGCAGUGGGACUCACUCACUGUCAAAGAUGGCCUUCUCCACAGGCAACAACUUUCAGAUGGUGUAGUACCCUACUAUCAACUGAUUGUUCCUCAGUCUAAAAGAGAUGAGGUCAUUACCCAUCUACAUGACAGCAUGGGACAUCUUGGUAGGGACAGGACCGUUGCUCUUCUCCAGACACGGUUUUACUGGCCGGGAAUGAUCACGGAUGUGGAGAAAAGGAUUCGCUGCUGCCAGAGGUGUAUACUUCGUAAAGCUCCUAACCAAACUGAGCGUGCACCAUUAGUUAGCAUCCAAACCACUCAACCUAUGGAGUUGGUGUGCAUGGACUAUCUCAGCUUGGAGCCCUCCUCUGGUGGUUAUGAGAAUAUCCUGGUCAUUAAGGACCAUUUCACCAAAUAUGCUGUUGCCAUUCCCACUCGCAACCAAACGGCACGUACUACAGCCAAAGUACUGUUUGAUCACUUCAUUGUUCACUAUGGCAUUCCAGAGAAGUUGCACUCUGAUCAAGGCCGGAACUUUGAGAGUGAUAUCAUCAAACAGCUGUGCAGCAUAUUGGGUAUUCUCAAAACGUGGACCACUCCGUAUCAUCCAAUGGGUAAUGGUCUAUGUGAGCGGUUUAAUCGGACGCUCUUAGGGAUGCUCGGCACUCUGGAGGAGCAGCAAAAGGCAAAGUGGCCAAUAUUUCAUCACCAGCUUAUACGCAGUUUGCUGCUGAUGUAG